UCAGCACAACGGGAAAUGUGAUUCAACUAUUUCUUUGUGUUGUUCUUUGCAAAGCCUUUGCGUUACCAUGGGUACAAGCAGCGAGGAGCUCCACAGCUGAAGUUCUUCCUUUCAGAUGGGGUUCCCUGAUUGCUGGGGAGGAUCUGAAGAGGAAUUUGGAUAACUAGAACAUUGACACUCAAUGUAAACCCAUCCCGUAUGCUACAAUGGUGUCUCUUUAAUUCGUUUUCAUGUGGGUUGCGUUGGUUGAUCAGUGUGCGAACACUACAUCUGAUGUGAGGUUAGUUUUGGAACCAUUGUCUAAGCUGUCUUUGCUUUAUAGUGUGUAAACUGUGGCAUGUGCCUGGGAUUAGGACAUUUCAUUGAGGAUUUUAGCAGCACCCCGAUGGUUAUAUGCUUGGAAAGAAAACUUCAUGGCCUGAACUUCAAGGAACACUUUGUUUGCUGGGACAUUUUCAGUUUGCAGGUAUGAGCUGAAAGAUGUUCCAGUUCAUCCGGAAACAGAUUCACAAUCACCUUGUGGAGCGAAAAAUUAGGAGAACUCGUCUGGUUACAAAGGAUGGCCACUGCAACAUUAAAUUUGGGACUACUGAAUAUCACAACCAUUUUGCUUUCCUCAUGGACUUCUGGACUACAUUUGUUGAGAUUCGCUGGUGUUUUGUAAUUGUUUUAUUUGCCGCUGCCUUCACAGGAAGUUGGUUCAUUUUUGGUUUGCUUUGGUAUUCGAUUGCAAAAAAUAAUGGAGACUUAGAUGUUCUCCAGAACUCAUCUGAAUCCCAGCAGCUGAAAUGUGUAGAUAACAUUAACAGUCUCACGACCGCCUUCUUGUACUCUUUAGAGACCCAGACGACUAUUGGCUAUGGCGGUCGGGCUCUCACGGGUCACUGCCCAGGCACAGUCGCCCUCUUGAUCAUCCAGUCCCUCAUGGGCGCCAUCAUAAACUGCUUUAUGUGUGGACUCAUAUUGGCAAAGAUCUCUCUCCCGAAGAGAAGAGCAAAGACGGUAACCUUCAGCGAAACAGCAGUCAUUUGUCUUUGGAAGGGGAAUCUGUGCCUCCAGAUACGUGUGGCCAACCUACGAAAAACUCUUCUUAUUGGCAGCCACAUUUAUGGAAAGCUUCUCCGAACCACCAUCUCUCCAGAGGGGGAAACCAUCAUACUGGAUCAGGUGAAUAUUGACUUUUUGGUGGAUGCUGGAAAGGACAACCUGUUCUUCGUUUGUCCACUUACCCUGUACCAUGUGAUCGACAUAUCCAGCCCGUUUUCCGAAAUGGCUGCGGAUACUCUUCAGCAGCAGGACUUUGAAUUGGUGGUCUUCCUGGAUGGAACGGCUGAAUCCACCAGCUUGUCCUGCCAAGUCCGAACUUCCUACCUUCCACGGGAGAUCAAGUGGGGUUACAACUUCCUGCCUGUCAUCUCUCGCACCAAAGGUGGGAAAUACCGUGUCGACCUGUCCAACUUUUCCAAAACAGAGCCAGCGGUGACCCCGCACUGCGCUUGCUGUUUUCUCAACGAACAUAACAAGGAGCUCAUUCUCCACCGACACGAGCGUGAAGGCAUCGAUAAUCUGGGAUUUGAUGUUAUUGACUUUCAAGACUCUGUUGAUGUAACUGAGAAGAGUGAUUAAGAGUUUGCUGCAACUGGUUAAAUAUGCAGUAAACAGCCUGUGAUAUGGUGGCAUUUUGUACUGUAAAAGUUAGAUGCCACAUAAAAGAACAGAGAGGAAGAGGAGGACUUGCUAUAUUAUGUUCCGUGACAGACAAAUUGGCUGUGUUCCAAAACCUAGUGAGCUGUCUGUGUUGGCAGACUUUUAAGAAAUCAUAAGCAUUUCUGACACAAAGCCUGAUCCAAAAGGUAGCGAUUGUAAAAACAAGAUGCCUUGUUUUAAACAAACUGUCAAAACAAAAGACAACCAAGAUGGUGGAUACAUUGAGAGUAUUUUGCUAAUUGUUUUUCGCAAUUUAGUCAUUUUUCUUUGGCUAAAAAUUUCAGAAGAACAGCAUUCAAAAUAGAAAUCUCUUGUAACAUUAUGGAAGUCUCUUGUCAUUUUCAAAAAAAAAAUAAAACUUGACCGGUUAUUUUUGUAUAAUAUAUUCAUAUAACUUUGCAACAUGUAAAUGGAAAACUACGCAGUACCAUCUGCAUGAUGCACAGACUUGGUGGCUAUACAGUUGACAUGGCUCCGCCUACCUGUGGGUGAAAACAAACCCCAAUUACCAUAGUGACCCAUUAGGUUCUAAGGGGAAAAUUAAGACAAACGCACAUGCACAUUUUCAGAUGUUUGAUUGCACAUGCAUCUCACUUCCUGUCAAUGAAUUGCUUUUAAUUACAACAGUCUUCUUUUUUACUGUUCAAUUUUAUUCAGUUGAAAAGUAUCAGGAUUUUUCUUCUUUCAUUUGAACUGUGCGAAACCAGAAGAAAAUGUUUCUGAAUUAUGUAUUCAUGCCAAAUCUAUUGGAUAUUUUUCUUUUGUUCCCCCACACUUAAUCAAACCUUAAGUGUAUAACUCUGAAACCCCCAUAGAGCAUUUCAAAUAGUCACUUAUGAGGUUCCUAUUGUUAGAAUCCUUCCUUAGAAUGCAGGCGUCUUUGUAGACAUCAAAGCAGCUCAAAUAGGUUUUGGAAAACAGCCAAUAUGUGCAUGUGUGUAAAAUAUUACUUCGUUUUUUAUUCUGUUUCAUAAAGAUCUAACUUCUAACAGAAUCACUGGAGAAGUUUGGGGAGCUCCAUUAGAGUAAGUUCUUUAAGUGCUCUUUGAUUGCAGACAUUGACAAGAGUCGCCUGCUGAGUGUUCAUUGGCGGAUUAGAGCACAAACCAAAUUAGACUAAGGAGAGGCAUAAAAAGAGUAAGUGGAACCCAGUUCCCCCUGCCCCAACAUAUGUUACUAAAUAAUUAAUAUGAUAAUAUUAUUAAUGUAUUAAAGCAUUAAAAUAAUUCAAGACCAGAGAGAGUCCUUUAUGUCAUAAGCAAUUUCACACACCUUUCGAGAGUAGAUGCGAACUGAGAAUGUGAUUUUUCUAAUUGCCUUGUAAACAUUUUUGCUGUGCAGAUUAAAAAGGACUAACCUAUAAAGGACUCAUUCACUCUGAACUGAGUGGCUUUUAGAAGGUCAUAACAUUUUAG
This is a messenger RNA of Onychostoma macrolepis, 3122 nucleotides long. It is a transcript of the gene kcnj1b, whose product is annotated as potassium inwardly rectifying channel subfamily J member 1b. Lineage: Eukaryota; Metazoa; Chordata; Actinopteri; Cypriniformes; Cyprinidae. Gene Ontology annotation, biological process: potassium ion import across plasma membrane; regulation of monoatomic ion transmembrane transport. Gene Ontology annotation, molecular function: ATP-activated inward rectifier potassium channel activity. Bases 481 to 1626 code for a protein of 381 amino acids. The record is from RefSeq and is a predicted model, not a curated record. The transcript has 2 exons. Gene Ontology annotation, cellular component: plasma membrane.